AUGGUAUUGAAAUCAAUACCAAUUAUAAGGAAUCCUCAUUGGAUUCUAUUAAAUAGAAAUUGUCUUAAUUUAAACAAAAGAUAUUUGGCAUCAGAUGCAAAAUCAAAAUCAAAUGAUCAAACAAACAUAUCAGUAGAUGUUUCUCAAAAACAAAAAAUAUACAUUACAGACCCUAUUUCUCCUGGCUCUAUAUUUUUUUUACCAAAUGGUACAAAAGUAUUCAACAAAUUGGUUCAAUUCAUUAAAUUACAAACUACUCAGUUGUUUGGAUUUAAAGAAGUUAUUACUCCUUUAAUUUAUAAAAAAUCCUUAUGGGAAACAUCAGGUCAUUGGCAAAAUUAUCAAGAUGACAUGUUCCAAGUAGCUGUUAAUGAUGAAUCUAAGGAAAUAUAUGGUUUAAAACCAAUGAAUUGUCCGGGGCAUUGUGUAAUCUAUAAAAGAUUUGACCGUUCUUAUAAUGAAUUACCUUUAAGAUUUGCAGAUUUCUCGCCUCUGCAUAGAAAUGAAGCUUCUGGGGCACUAUCUGGUUUAACAAGAUUAAGAAAAUUUCAUCAAGACGAUGGCCAUAUUUUUUGUACUCCUGAACAAGUAUACCAAGAAAUUCAAAACUGUUUAAAAUUAAUUGAUUUAUGUUAUACAAAAAUUUUUAAAUUUACAAAUACGGAUGAAAGUACCACUGAACCAUAUUUUUUGAAAUUAUCAACAAGACCAGAAGAUCAUUAUAUAGGUGAUAUUAAAGUGUGGGAUCAUGCAGAAACAAUUUUGAAAAACGUCUUAGAAGAAUCAGGUAAAAAUUGGGAAUUGAAUCCAGGAGAUGGUGCAUUUUAUGGUCCAAAGAUUGAUAUCAUGGUUAAUGAUCAUAAUAACAAAUCACAUCAAGUAGCUACAAUUCAAUUAGAUUUUCAAUUACCAGAAAGAUUUGAUUUAAAAUUUAAAGAUAAAGACAAUUAUUACAAGAGACCUAUUAUGAUUCAUAGAGCUGCUUUUGGUUCAGUAGAAAGAUUUAUGUCUAUCUUAUUAGAUUCUAAUAAUGGUAAUUGGCCAUUUUGGUUAAAUCCUAAACAAGUCAUUAUAUUACCAAUUAAUACGAAAAAGGAAGAUCAUGUAAAUGAAUCAUUUAAAUUAAAAAAUUUUCUAAGCAAUAAUAACCAAACAACAGAUAAUGAUAUUCAGCCAAUACCCUUAAAUAGUUUCCAUUUCGAAGCACAUGUCGAUGAUAGAUCCGAGCCAUUGGGUUAUAGAAUCAAAGAUGCAAUUUUGAAUAAAUAUUCUUAUUUAAUUAUUAUUGGUGACGAAGAAGUUAAAACAAAUAAAUAUUCCAUUCGUACCUAUAAUGAUCGUAAUAUUGAGCAUUUAACUUCAGCAGAGAUCUUUGAUAAAUUCAAGACUUUAGAAGAAAAUUAUAAAUAA
This is a messenger RNA of Henningerozyma blattae CBS 6284, 1410 nucleotides long. RefSeq names its product threonine--tRNA ligase MST1 (gene MST1). Gene Ontology annotation, molecular function: ATP binding; threonine-tRNA ligase activity. Gene Ontology annotation, cellular component: cytoplasm. NCBI's taxonomy places the organism in Eukaryota, Fungi, Ascomycota, Saccharomycetes, Saccharomycetales, Saccharomycetaceae. The transcript has a single exon. The coding region runs from base 1 to 1410 and encodes 469 amino acids. Gene Ontology annotation, biological process: mitochondrial threonyl-tRNA aminoacylation. The record is from RefSeq and is a predicted model, not a curated record.